AUGGAAGUGUUACUAUGGAGUAAUGGACUGAAAAGACCGGGAAGUGGUGUCUUAAGAGUUUGUCAAAAGUGUAUCAAUGGUUACAAUUAUAAUCAAAGUCGACAAUCGAGACAAUCGGUGGUCAAACACAAGGCUUUGAUGAAUCUGAGGAAAUACUAUUUGGUGGACAAUAAACAGCAAACAAAGUCUUUGAAUAUCUUUGAGACUCCCAUAGGAAUUGUGGAUCCAAUCGAUGGUAAACCAAAGACAUCACUAACUGUUGAUAUUCUCGGGAGAGAAACGUUUCCACAAUUGACUGAAUGGCGGAAAACACAACUCAUCGAAAGGACGCGAAGAUUACUUCCACUUCCCAUCUCUUUGACGGGUUUGGGAGAUGGAGACAAACCCCGGUUCUGGAGUCAAGUGAUGAAGAAGUCGUCGUUUAGGUUAAACCAAACGCAACGGUCAUCCCAAUUGACUCUUUACGAGACGAUUCCCGUUUCGUUAAGAGUUUUUUUAGACAAUUUUGAGCACAAAGUGCCGCAAGAGUUGAGUGAAAUUCAUAUGAUUUACAAGAAAUCCAAAGAACUUUAUUUCGAGAAUUUGAAUAAAACUCAAAACCAAUUGAUGGCAAAGAAGGAUAAAAUUCUUCGCUUUCCGUAUGAAUUGGUUUCUUAUGUGAAACAAAAGCAAAAUCUCAUGAAAUCCGAUGAAACGGAUGACGCGAUACAAGAGUCGCCGCGAUUUCAAAGCGGACUCAUUGACAAUGAAUACGAAGACUAUUUAAAACAUCACCACUUAAUGCAAUAUUUUGCCACUUCUUUGAAAGGCUUGAAACUCGAUGAAUACGAGGGAGAGAUCGAGGGAUGGAGAGACCAGUUCUGGUUGAGGAAUUACGGAACUCCUGAUCCAAAGGCCAUACCCUCGGACAUAGAGUGCAGUGGAUGUGGUGCUCACCUGCACUGUAGUGCUACUAAU
Molecule: messenger RNA, 957 nt
Organism: Oppiella nova
Lineage: Eukaryota; Metazoa; Arthropoda; Arachnida; Sarcoptiformes; Oppiidae
Source: the annotation of a GenBank genome assembly